Messenger RNA from Penicillium soppii, 1407 nucleotides. RefSeq lists its product as uncharacterized. Bases 1 to 1407 code for a protein of 468 amino acids. Lineage: Eukaryota; Fungi; Ascomycota; Eurotiomycetes; Eurotiales; Aspergillaceae. The record is from RefSeq and is a predicted model, not a curated record. The transcript is spliced from 2 exons.
AUGAUUCGUUAUCUCCCCUGGUCGGCGCGUCUAGCCCGAACAGUUCAUCCUCGACUUGGACUUCCUCUAAAUAGCUUCAGUUCGUUUUCAACUUUAUCGUUUCGGCCCAUUCCGUCCUCCCGUCCGUCUUCUCGGCCUCAUCUCUCUCCACCCAAUGCUAUCGUUUCUCCCGUCCUGUCCCGAGGCUACGCCCUCAGAUUCGACCCAGUCCCACAGUUUCAUUCCAUCGCGGAUUUGAACGAAUUAAUCGACCAAGUCCAACGGUUCCUCCACACAGGUACCCAACUGGUGAUGACACAGGAAGAUAUUAUGUGGGAGUACGAUGCUUACGUCCAGCAAUUCUGGUGGAUUUUUCGGACCCUCGCUUAUCUGGCAAGGGAGAUUUCACAUCGUUCUUCUGCUACAGGGAGGGCCGCACGAUGCGGGUUCGACCCGUACAUCCUUAAAGUUCACCAGAGGUUCGAGUUACUUUCCAAAGAACUCAAGAAACUCGUGAAGGACUCGAUGACGACUUUGGAAAAGGUAUCCCCCUACCAUCUAAUGAGCUCGAAGUAUACAAUGAUGCUGACAGGACAGGCUACCGAGGCUGUUUCCCAUAGCUCCACUCUCCAGGCCGGCAUCGAGGCAGCAAUGCGAUUCACUAAAGCCGAAAUGCAGAAGUUAGAGACACAAAAAGCGGCUCUGGGUAAGGAAAUCGAGAAUUUGAAGAUGAAACUCCGUGAUUCUGAGCGAGCAUCGCGACAUAUGAUGUACAAAGUACAAAGUAUGGCGCGUGACGGACAUGGGCGACUAUUUUCCGAUUUCGUUGACGCUUUGAGAGCCCAGCGAGGCAGCUGGGAAAACCGGCUUCAGCAAGGAGUAAGGGAAAGAGAUCGGCUGUACGAAGAGCAAGAAGCCAUCAGGAGGAAAGUCGCACAAAAGACUCGCGAGCUAGAGAGUGCCAAAGGCGCCAAAGGUACUCUGGACUCCAUUGGCUCUGAGCUAAGGGGGAAAUCUGGGCAGCUCAACAAGACUAUAUCCCAAUUCCGUGAGGUUCAAGACAAGUGCAUCACGGAGAAGGACCGGAUGUCCCAAAUGUAUGGUAAUUACGUCAUGAAGAUGAGCAUCAAAAUUUCUUUGAUCGAGACUUCAUUCGGAACGAAUGCACUAGCCAAGGCCGUGAUAGAGGUGACAUUGUUAGGACUGAAAUCCCCAGAAAAUGGGGCCAUCUCUGAACAUGCCACUGCGAUUGCCGAUUCUCUGUCGAGCCUUGACCAGAGCGUCGUUGAAGCCGAGGAUGAGGAUGAUCCGUUUGCCCUGGGAGACACUUCUCUGGCGGAUAAGUUGGCGGAGCUGAAACGAGAAUUGAAGUCGACCCGGUUUAGUCACUUUGUGCUAGCAUACGGUAUGCAUCGUCGACCUGAGUGA